Molecule: messenger RNA, 1398 nt
Organism: Loxodonta africana (African savanna elephant)
Lineage: Eukaryota; Metazoa; Chordata; Mammalia; Proboscidea; Elephantidae
Gene: CBR3
Product: carbonyl reductase 3
Exons: 3
Coding region: 111-944 (277 amino acids)
Molecular function (GO): carbonyl reductase (NADPH) activity
Source: RefSeq, a predicted model, not a curated record
GGAGCCUGAUUUUCCAGAAGCCGCUUGGGAUCCCAGAACUUAGUUCUGGGCUGCUUCUCGGACUCUGGCAGACUCUCCGCGCAGGUGCCCCGCGCGCCUGGCACCCGGCCAUGUCGUCCUGCAGCCGGGUAGCCUUGGUGACCGGGGCCAACAAGGGCAUCGGCUUCGCCAUCGCGCGCGAGUUGUGCCGGCAGUUCUCGGGGGACGUGGUGCUCACCGCGCGGGACGAGGCGCGGGGCCGGGCGGCGGUGCAGCAGCUGCAGGCCGAGGGCCUAAGCCCGCGCUUCCACCGGCUGGACAUCGACGACCUGCAGAGCAUCCGCGCCCUGCGCGACUUCCUGCGCCGCGAGUACGGGGGACUAAACGUGCUGGUCAACAACGCAGGCAUCGCCUUCAAGUUUGAUGAUCCAACACCCUUUGACAUUCAAGCUGAGAUGACACUGAAGACAAACUUUUUUGCCACGAGAAAUGUCUGCACUGAAUUACUGCCAAUAAUAAAACCUCAUGGCCGCGUGGUGAAUAUCAGUAGUUUACAGGGUUCAAAAGCUCUGGAGGACUGCAGUGAAGACCUGCAGGAGAAGUUCCGGUGUGAAACGCUCACGGAGGAGGACCUGGUGGACCUCAUGAAGAAGUUUGUGGAGGAUACAAAAAACGAAGCCCACGAGAGGGAAGGCUGGCCCAGCUCGGCGUACGGCGUGUCCAAGCUGGGAGUCACGGUCUUAUCGCGAAUCCAGGCCAGGAAUCUGGAUGAGAAGAGAAAAGGCGACAGGAUUCUGCUGAACGCCUGCUGUCCCGGCUGGGUGAAGACCAGCAUGGCUGGGGAUUACGGCUCCAGGACUGUGGAGGAGGGGGCCGAGACCCCUGUCUACUUGGCCCUCCUGCCUCCAGAUGCUACUGAGCCUCACGGCCAGCUGGUCCAGGACAAAGUGGUCCAAAACUGGUGAAUGUCUGCUUUGGAGUUUAAAGCUUAAUAAAUAUCUGUGGAAUGAAUGAACGAAUUCUGAUUCCAUUUCUCUCCACUGAGAAGGAGUGUCAAUUAGAAUCUCCCUGCCGGAAAGGUUUAAAGGUUUAUCUCUGGAACAGGACAAUAGUUUCAGGGAUUCAUCCAACCUUCAUGGAUCCAGGAAUUCUGGAGCCCAUGAAAAUUUGACAUUCUGUUCUACAUUUUCCACCUUUUGACCAAGAUUCUUCCAUGGAAUCUUUGAUCAAAAUAUUCAGUAAUGGUAGCUAGGCACCAUCCAGUUCUUCUGGUCUCAUGGCAAAGGAGGCAGUUGCUCAUGGAGGCAGUUAGCCAUACAUUUCUUCUCCUCCUCCGCCAAGGCUGUAAUCUUUACAUAAGCAGACUUCCACAUUUUUCUCCCACAGAGUAGCUUGGGGGUUCAAACUGCCAAACUCUUA